Messenger RNA from Onychostoma macrolepis, 3099 nucleotides. It is a transcript of the gene gata3, whose product is annotated as GATA binding protein 3. NCBI's taxonomy places the organism in Eukaryota, Metazoa, Chordata, Actinopteri, Cypriniformes, Cyprinidae. Gene Ontology annotation, molecular function: RNA polymerase II cis-regulatory region sequence-specific DNA binding; DNA-binding transcription factor activity, RNA polymerase II-specific; zinc ion binding. The transcript has 5 exons. The record is from RefSeq and is a predicted model, not a curated record. Gene Ontology annotation, biological process: immune system development; positive regulation of transcription by RNA polymerase II; negative regulation of transcription by RNA polymerase II. Gene Ontology annotation, cellular component: nucleus. The coding region runs from base 672 to 1997 and encodes 441 amino acids.
GCCACAGCUGUCUGCGAGCAUUGAGCUGACUGGCGCCAUCCUGAAAGAAUGCCUUCACUGUAAAAAAACACAGAGAGAGCAGUGCAUUCAGAGACAGAGGGAGUGAGCACUAGAGAGAGCGAGCGAGAGAGAGAGAGAGAGAUAGAGGGAGGGAUGGAAAUAGAGUAAGAGGGAAGAGGGUUACUACUACUGCGCAUAAACACAGAUUUGAUCAAACUUGUGUUCGGUCAGAAGGCAGAAAACUUAUCCAGAUCGACCCGGCUCAGCCUGAACCGUCAAACUCACUUGUUGAGUCUACGCAACGCAACAGUACAAUACAGAGAGAAAAACUUGCGGAACUUGACGCGCGUUUGGAUGCGUACGCGGACUUAUGACCAGCAUUAGUAUAAAUGCAUUUGACUUUCACAAGUUAAUGCGCGUUUAUUGAACGGACGGAUCCAGUUAAUACGUGCUUCUGACAAUUUGCCAAUGACUGAAAUAACACAAACGAACGGACGGACUUUGUAAAAACAAAUUGUCUUGUUCAAUUUCAGGUGAUCGGAAGUAAAAAAAAAAAUCGAACCUGUGGAUUAAACAAAGGAGGAGUUUGGACUUUUUUGAACUUUCGUGUCGUGUGUUUCGGUGAGUGUAUGAACGCUUGUUAAAAAAAAAAACAACCAAACAAAAAAACGAUGGAAGUAAGUCCGGAGCAGCCCCGUUGGAUGACCCACCAUCACCCGGUCAUUAACGGCCAGCAUCCCGAGACACACCACCCAGGACUGGGACACUCCUACAUGGACCCGUCGCAGUAUCCCCUCGCGGAAGAUGUGGAUGUAUUGUUUAAUAUCGACGGACAGAGCAACCACCCGUACUACGGGAACUCGGUUCGGGCUGUGCAGAGGUACCCGCCACCUCACGCAGGUACUCAGGUGUGUCGCCCAUCAUUGCUGCACGGCUCUCUUCCUUGGCUCGAUGGAAGUAAACCUAUCGGCCCUCACCACAGUACCUCCCCCUGGAACCUCGGGCCUUUCCCCAAGAGUUCCCUGCAUCACAGUUCCCCUGGGCCUCUGUCCGUCUACCCCCCAGCCUCCUCCUCCUCGCUGUCCGCUGGCCACUCCAGCCCACACCUCUUCACCUUUCCCCCCACUCCACCCAAAGAUGUGUCCCCUGACCCCGCAAUUUCCACGUCAGGCUCGGGCUCAUCCAUACGGCAGGAGGACAAAGAGUGCAUUAAGUACCAGGUGUCUCUGGCCGAAAGCAUGAAGCUGGAUUCGGCUCAUAGUCGGAGCAUGGCCUCUAUCGGACCGGGCGCGUCCUCCGCGCACCACCCCAUCGCCACUUACCCAUCCUAUGUGUCCGAUUACGGGCCGGGGCUCUUCCCACCAAGUAGCCUGAUAGGUGGGUCCUCUUCUAGUUAUGGUUCCAAAACGAGACCAAAAACAAGGUCCUGUUCAGAGGGUAGAGAAUGUGUUAACUGCGGGGCCACCUCGACUCCUUUGUGGCGGAGGGAUGGCACCGGUCACUAUUUGUGUAACGCCUGCGGACUGUACCACAAGAUGAACGGACAGAACCGACCCCUCAUCAAGCCCAAGCGGAGGCUGUCUGCUGCCAGACGAGCGGGGACCUCAUGCGCAAACUGUCAAACGACCACGACGACACUGUGGCGGAGAAAUGCGAACGGCGAUCCUGUCUGCAAUGCCUGCGGCCUCUAUUACAAAUUACACAAUAUCAACCGACCACUCACCAUGAAGAAAGAGGGCAUCCAGACCCGGAACAGGAAGAUGUCCAGCAAGUCCAAGAAGAGCAAAAAGUCCCAUGACAGCAUGGAUGAUUUCUCCAAAAGCUUGAUGGAAAAGAACAGUUCUUUCAGCCCGGCCGCUCUGUCGCGUCACAUGACCUCGUUCCCUCCCUUCUCGCACUCCGGCCACAUGUUGACCACGCCCACCCCCAUGCACCCCUCCUCCAGCUUGUCCUUUGCCCCUCACCACCCUUCCAGUAUGGUGACGGCGAUGGGCUAGAGCGCCCUUCUACCUCCAACCGCCCAAUCUCCCAACGGUGGACGUCUCAAAGCACCGUUAACCUUGAAGCCUGUCACCCGCCGCAACCCUCCGACCUUGAACCAGCUCUCUCACAUGCUCCGUCUGAGCUACAAGCUCCCCCCAAGACCCCUUCUCCGGUAUGCCCCGCUUAAACCCCUCAAACCCUAUAUUAUGAGGGAGAGACAGUGAGAAUGAAAGAGAAAAGACAAUGACUUUCUUCAUCGCCCCUCCAACCAUGAAGCCCCGCGCUGAUGUCAACCUUCAUUUGUGUACAAAUGCCAUCUUUCCUGUGGGCAUCAAGGCACAAACAUUACGAGACUUUAAACAAACCUCCUCUAAUUCCCCAACCCGCUCCUUUUCUUCUUCUACGCAUCUCCUCUUCUUCGCCCCUGUGAGACAUGAGGAAUCGAGCUGUGAAUGACAACAGGAGAUGAACUCUGCAUAUAUUUGUAAAAAAAAAUUGUCUGAAAUACAUUUAAUGAAGACUUUUUAAAGCGCAAAAUGAAAAAAGGCGAGGACAGGAAAUGCCCGUGGGCAGCUAAUGAUAAGAAGGGUACGACUCAAACCUGGAAGAUGGAAUGGCGUGGCGAAGCGGCCACGAUUUCUAUCCGAGAAAAGUAAGAGACGAGAUGUAGGGAGAAGAAAAGUAGAAAGGAAAUGGUGUGUAAUGCAUUAAAACUUGUAGUCAGGUCUGUCUCGCAGACUUCCAGCUACUCUUCUGGAUGUGUUAUAGGUCUUGGGCAAUUGGUUUGUGUUCACACAUACACACACACACAUGCGCACACACACACACACACACACACACGCACACACACACACUCACGUAUACACCUGAAAGACUUCUUUGGGCCCAGGUUAUAUGCAUUGUGAAAAAAGUUCCUGUAUUUGUUAUUUGUAUGUAUAAUUCAGAGUACCAAAAAUACGAAAGAAACAAAGAUGUAGAAUUAUUUCUUUAUGUAAUGCAGACUGAAUGGUUGUACAAAUUUAAUAAUCACUAGUGUAAAAAAAAAACUUGCUUUUUGUUGCGUAAUUUUUUUUCCUCUUUAAAAAUAAUAAACUAGUUUAAUCUCUGUUGACAUCA